This is a messenger RNA of Blumeria graminis f. sp. triticale, 501 nucleotides long. The record is from the annotation of a GenBank genome assembly. Lineage: Eukaryota; Fungi; Ascomycota; Leotiomycetes; Helotiales; Erysiphaceae.
AUGCAAUCAUUCCGAAUAGCUCGCCUAGCUUUCCGGGCUCCCACGAAGCUAAACAUUUCACCAGCACAACACAGAGGUUAUGCCGAAGUUGGGAUAGAUAAGAUCAAGUUAAGCCUUUCUCUUCCUCACAAGUCUCUCUAUAAGUCGCAAGAUGUUAGGCAGGUAAAUAUUCCUGCAGAAUCUGGUGAAAUGGGUAUACUUGCGAAGCACGUUCCUUCCAUCGAACAAUUGAAACCUGGCUUAGUAGAAGUCAUUGAGGAUAACGGAGAAAGCAAAUUGUUCUUUUUGGCUGGAGGAUUUGCCGUCGUUCAACCUGACUCACAGCUGUGUAUAAAUGCAGUAGAAGGCUUCCCAUUAUCGGAACUAAGUAUGGAGAAGGCCAGAACUCAUCUUGCAGAGCUUCAAAGAAAAGCCAUUGAAACAUCUGCUGGUGAGGAUUCGAAUGUCAGGACCAACAUUGCGCUCGAGGUAAUAAACUCUUUAAUCGCCUCUCAAAAAUAA